This is a messenger RNA of Colletotrichum paranaense, 2073 nucleotides long. Its product is annotated as glycosyltransferase family 28 domain-containing protein. Lineage: Eukaryota; Fungi; Ascomycota; Sordariomycetes; Glomerellales; Glomerellaceae. Gene Ontology annotation, molecular function: UDP-glycosyltransferase activity; phosphotransferase activity, carboxyl group as acceptor; hexosyltransferase activity. Gene Ontology annotation, biological process: phosphorylation; carbohydrate metabolic process. The coding region runs from base 1 to 2073 and encodes 690 amino acids. The transcript has 3 exons. The record is from RefSeq and is a predicted model, not a curated record.
AUGUCCCUUGAAGAGCACAGCCAAAACAGGGACACGCACCACCCUAACACCACGGCAUCAACACCCAACGAAAUGACGACGUCAAGCUCCAAUUCAUCACCAAAGGAUGAUCCGUAUCCGGUUCCGGAUCUUCCGCCGGGCACAAUGAUGCGCCUCAACAUCGUCAUCCUCUUCAUGGGCUCGCGCGGCGACCUUCAGCCCUCCCUGGCCGUCGCCAAGCUCCUGCAGCGCCGUCAUGGCCACCGCGUCCGCAUCGCGAGCCACCCGCCGUACCGUGCCGCCGUCGAGGCCGCGGAGGUCGGGUUCUACGGGAUCGGCAGGACGGACAUCAAGACCAUGAUGGAGAGGCGGUUGCUUCCGCGGAAGGAGCUGAAUGCGCUGGUGCCUGUGAUCCGGGAGGAGUUUCGGGAGAUGGGGGAGAGGUGGUGGGGGGCUUGCGUUGAUGGGUUUGGGUUUGAUCACGAUGGUGAGGAUGGGGUUGAUGGAGGAAGAGGAGGAGGAGGAGGAGAGGAGAGGGGAGCGUUUGUGGCGGAUUUGGUCAUGUCUACGAUGCAUGUGUAUAACCAGACGUCUGCGGCGGCGAGGCUGGGUGUGCCGUUGCACCUGUUUGGGAUGAACCCGAGGAUUUUCUCGAGGGAGAUACCGCAUUCACAGGCUGGGUGGGCUUUGAAGGGGCCUAGUCGGUGGAAGAAUGUUUUGUCCUGGUGGGUUCAGGAUUUUAUGUUCCUUGAAGCGAUGAAAUCCGUCAUCAACGACGUCCGCGUUAACGUGAUGGGCCUGGAGAACAUGUCCCCCGCCUGGUGGCUGAGCCAGUACAACAGGAUGAACGUCCCCUGCACGUACCUCUGGUCGCCGAGGCUGCUCCCGAAGCCAAGUGAUUGGGCGGACAACAUCGACGUUGCGGGUUUCGUAUUCGAGGACGUGCCGUCAGAGUAUACGCCGUCUCCGGAGCUGGUUGCGUUCCUAGAGGCGGACCCUGAGACGCCGCCGGUGUAUAUCGGGUUCGGGAGCAUGUCGUUUGCGAAUGCGCAGGACGUGUUUGAGGGGAUCUUUGAGGCGGUGAGGAGGGUUGGUGUCAGGGCUGUUGUUGGGAAGGGGUGGUCUAACCUUGUUAAGGAGGAUGUUGGACGCGUGGGGAAGGGAGACGAUGAGAGUCAAGGGGGCAGCAUCGGCGGGCAUAGAGACAUUACACACAUCUUCAUCCUCGACGAGGCGCCGCACGCGUGGCUGUUCCCCCGGGUCAGGGCCGUGGUGUGUCACGGGGGAAGCGGGACGACGGCCAUGGCGCUCCGGAGCGGGCGGCCUACGCUCGUGGUGCCCGUUGCCGGGGACCAGCCGUUUUGGGGCACGAGGAUCCACGCUGUCGGGUGCGGGCCGGAAGCAAAGUACGGGUUGGCGGAGAUGAACAGCCAGAGGUUCGAGGAAGGGCUGAGGGAGCUUCUGAAGCCGGGGUAUGCGGCUGCCGCGGAGAGGUAUGCGGAUACUGUGAAGAGGGAGAGACCUGGGGAGGAGGUUUGUGUUGAGAAGGUGCUUGAGACGGUUGGGGUUUCUCCCCUCACGAUCCUGGCCGCCGUGGCGUUUGGCCUCUUCAACCUACUCGACUUCAUCCUCUACAAACUCGCCUCGCCUUUCGAGCCGAAGCUCUACGCGAGUAACCCGCGGCUGUACUCCUACCCGCGCAUGCUCUUCUUUCUCCUAUUCGCGCCCUUUGUCGAGCUAGCUUCCGUCGUGACGCAGCCGGCGCGUUUCCUGGCGGGUAGAAGAGAGGGAGAAGGAAAGGGGGGCAGAAGAAGAAGCUUACCAAGAGUGAUCCUCGAGGUGCCGCUCGCGCUUCUGAGGGUGCUUUUGGCGCUGGUCAAUGUUCUUGUUGGCGGGUUGGGUAUCACACUUCGGCAGCUGGAGCUUCUUUGUGCGAGGGCUAUGGGGGAGAGACCUGUGGGGGAUGUUGUUGCCGAGGCGAGGAUUCGGCAGGGGAGGGUUGAGGCGGAGGAGUUGAAGGUUGAGGGGGUUGAGAGUGGGAGGGAUUUGAUUGGGGAUAUUAUUAGGAGGUGGGAUGAGCGGAAGAAGGCUUGA